Schistosoma mattheei is the source of this 987-nucleotide messenger RNA. Lineage: Eukaryota; Metazoa; Platyhelminthes; Trematoda; Strigeidida; Schistosomatidae. The record is from the annotation of a GenBank genome assembly.
AUGGGGACAACUGAUGCACUUUCACUACCCGAAUUAAUUCAUCAAGUCAAAGAUUUAAAUAGUUAUGAUGUGGUAUUACAUGUUGGUGAUUUCGCCUAUAAUAUGGAUUCAGAUAAUGCAAGAGUUGGUGAUCAAUUUAUGCGUAAUAUACAACCAAUUGCAUCAAAAGUUCCUUAUAUGACAUGUGUUGGUAACCAUGAGGCUGCUUACAAUUUCUCAAAUUACAAAGCAAGAUUCACAAUGCCUGGAGGUGAUGGUGAAUCGCAAUUUUAUAGUUUUAACGUUGGACCUGCGCAUAUUAUGGCAUUUUCUAGUGAAUUAUAUUACUUUUUAUUUUAUGGAUGGAAAACAUUAGUGACGCAAUAUGAUUGGUUGAUUAAAGAUUUACAAGAAGCGAAUAAACCAGAAAAUCGAAAAAAUCAUCCAUGGAUUAUUGUAAUAGGUCAUAGACCAAUGUAUUGUUCAAAUAAUUUUGAUCCAAUGCAUUGUGAUUUUGAAAACAAUAUUGUACGCACCGGAUUCGACAUAUCACCUGACCAUCAUAAAACUGUAUAUCUUAUGGGAUUGGAAAGCUUAUUUUAUCAGUAUGGUGUGGAUUUAAUCAUUGCUGGUCAUGAACACUCAUAUGAGAGAUUUUGGCCAGUUUACAACAGAACCGUUUGUAAUUCUACAACAAGUCAAAAUCCAUACAAUAAUCCAAACGCUCCAAUACAUAUUGUUAGUGGAGCUGCUGGAUCAAAUGAAGGUAAAGAUACAUUUAUAUAUGGUGGGAAACCUUGGUCAGCAUUUCGAACAACUGAUUUCGGAUUUACUAGAAUGACGAUACAUAACGUUACUCACUUAGAAAUUGAACAAAUUUCAGUGGAAAAUGAAAGAAAAGGUCAAGUGAUUGAUUCCUUUACAAUCAUCAAGGAUAAACAUGGAGCAGGUUUAUAUACUUGUCAUAAUAAAGAUUCAUUUGAUUACAACAGUAUUACAGAUGUUUAA